CCUUUUCGUUUUAUCUUUUUCUCCUCAUCUCAACAUGAACAACAAUGUAGCUUUUCUAUUACGUAAACGGUCUGUAAAAGCUUUAAUUGCUCUCCUCUUGAUAUGCAGUAGUAUAUUCUGUCUUAUUUCUGUUCAACCCACACUGGUGACAGAUUUUGGCUACUACACAAGGCCGUUCUGGGACCGAGAUCCUAAUUCGUUCAACAUGAUUCCUCAUUACUACGCAGAAGAUGUGCCAUUGCAAGAUCUAUGUCAACUUCACGGCUGGAAACUUAAAAGUGAAAGUGACCAGCAGACUGUCAAGGUGUACGACGCAAUCAUAUUUAGUGUGGAACUUGAUCUGUUACAAGUCCGUAUACGAGAAUUAUGGGAUGUAGUGGAUAUGUUUAUUAUAUUGGAGUCCAAUGCAACAUUUACGGGUAAAACCAAACCUUAUACGUAUAAUGAAAACAAGAAAGAUUUUGAAUUUGCGGCAAGUAAAAUCCAUCACGUUAUGAUCGAGCAAUAUGAACUUCCGGAAGGAGAAGGACCAUUUUACAAUGAAGGAAAGAUGAGACAAGCUAUGAAUAAUGCCAUUGUCGAAGCGGGAGUGAAGACAAAUGAUAUGGUUCUUAUGUCAGAUGUGGAUGAGAUUAUUCGUUCGAAAAGCUUAAAUGUGCUAAAGAUGUGUGACGGAGUCCCAAACAAAUUACACUUGCAGUUACGGAAUUACAUGUUUUCAUUUGAAUUUUUUGUUGAUCAAAGUUCAUGGAGAGCUCAUAUUGUUAGAUACACUGCAGGAGAAACAUUUUAUACACAUGGUCAGAUUACCGAGAAUUUAUUAUCAGAUGCAGGAUGGCAUUGCUCCUUUUGCUUUCGUACCAUCAAAGAAUUUCAGUUUAAAAUGAAAAGUUAUUCUCAUUCAGACAGAGUUAGAUAUGAGGGAUUGCUGGAUCCAUCAAGGAUACAAAAGACUAUAUGCGACGGAACAGAUAUAUUUGAUAUGCCACCUGAAUCAUACACUUACAAGGACAUGAUUUCAAAAUUAGGUGCAAUAGAAUCAACAAUGUCAGGUGUAGGUUUACCAUCCUCACUAUUGAAAAAUGCAGACAAAUACAAAUUCUUGCUACCCGGUGGCUGUAUGAGAGAAGACUUUGUUGUUUGAUGACCACAUGAUCUGUGGUAGUUGUCACAAUUUGUAUAACACUGAUUUAAACCCCCUUCUCUCUCUCUUUCUUCUUCUCUUCUCUUCUUUCUUCCU
Molecule: messenger RNA, 1240 nt
Organism: Mucor mucedo
Lineage: Eukaryota; Fungi; Mucoromycota; Mucoromycetes; Mucorales; Mucoraceae
Product: glycosyl transferase
Exons: 2
Coding region: 35-1144 (369 amino acids)
Biological process (GO): protein N-linked glycosylation; N-acetylglucosamine metabolic process
Cellular component (GO): membrane
Molecular function (GO): beta-1,4-mannosylglycoprotein 4-beta-N-acetylglucosaminyltransferase activity
Source: RefSeq, a predicted model, not a curated record